Penicillium malachiteum is the source of this 2589-nucleotide messenger RNA. RefSeq names its product potassium ion transporter. The transcript has 2 exons. Gene Ontology annotation, molecular function: high-affinity potassium ion transmembrane transporter activity. Gene Ontology annotation, cellular component: plasma membrane. NCBI's taxonomy places the organism in Eukaryota, Fungi, Ascomycota, Eurotiomycetes, Eurotiales, Aspergillaceae. Gene Ontology annotation, biological process: potassium ion import across plasma membrane; intracellular potassium ion homeostasis. The annotation marks the transcript as partial. The record is from RefSeq and is a predicted model, not a curated record.
ACCGACAAGUUUCCCCUUUCGAGAGAAAUCUUUCUACGGGUCUCGCCUCCCCAGACUGAACCCUUCGCCAGGGAACGCUGGCUCCGCCGUCUACAUCCACUGAGGAUGUUUUCAGCCUUUAUACGCCGAGUCAACGGCAUUAAGAAGCGCGUGCCGUUCUUAAACCAGCUACGCCUCAACUUCAUCUUCAUCCACUAUAUCUAUAUCAUCUCAUGGGGAAUUAUUGGGUCGAUCAUUCUCUACCCGGCCAAAAACAUCGACUACACUGAUGCUCUAUUCUUGUCGGUCGGUGCCGCCACUCAAAGUGGUCUAAACACUGUCAACUUGAACGAACUUCACACAUAUCAGCAGCUUGUUCUAUACUUUAUUACAUGCCUAUGUACACCAAUCUUUAUUCAUAGCGCCCUCGUCUUUAUUCGUCUCUACUGGUUUGAGAAGCGGUUUCAACAUGUUGUUCGGGAUGCGCGGGCGCUGCGAUCAACUCGCUCGCGUAUGGAUACGGUGACCCAGGAUAAGACCACUUCUGAUAUCAAUCGUGCGGAGCUGGGAGUUGGGGGUCGCGAGAUCGUGGUGCUCCGAAAUAAUUCGGGCGAUGCGCGCGAGAGUCGACUCCCCGAUCCUGCUGCGCUACAAGUUGACGCAUCAUCGGAUUCCGAGUCCCCUGGCGGGAACGGGAAGGAAGUGAUGGAACACCCAAUACCAGGAAACAUUGAAAAUGAAGUGACUCGAAAAUUUAGCCUCGGCAACUUGCGAGUCCCGACCCAACUGAGUCCCGAACAUCACAUCGCAUUCGUGGAAAACCAGCGAAGGAAUACGGGUGCAUUGCGUAUCCCUAGUCCGCGCGAGUACGAUCGCGGCGGGGUGCCAGAAGCUUUGGAGGAUGGCGAGGGUGACGGGGGAGACCAUGACCACGUCAAUGAGCCGGUCAGCCCACGAGCCAGAAGACAGAGCUCGGUCAUCUCCGAGAUUGACCAGGUCGGUCCUUUGGACGGCCCGCAUAUCACCAUCAACGAGCCUGAUUUCAAUCGCACUCGCACUCGGGGAAAUAAUACCUUUGGUCGCUUGGACACUCGCCCUACCAUGCGGGAUACCAUGACCAAGGAUAUCAACGACGGGGAUGAUGAUGCUGGGAUGGGACCCUCAACCAACAAGCAUUCAGUCCGUGGAAUCUGGCGAUCCAUCACCCAGGAGAAAGAGCGCUCCACCCAGCCGUAUCUCAGUUGGAAUGCUACUGUUGCCCGAAACUCGAACUUCGUUGAUCUGACAGAGGAACAACGUGAUGAGCUCGGUGGUAUUGAGUAUCGCGCACUUAAGACCCUGGCGGUCGUUUUGAUUUCUUACUAUGUUGGAUUCCAUCUGCUUGGUCUUCUCAGUAUGGUUGGAUGGAUCAUGACAGAAGAUAAAUGGGGUAAUGUUGUCAAAGCAGACGGUGUGGGCCGUCCCUGGUGGGGAAUCUUCACAGCUGCCUCUGCUUUUAACGAUCUCGGUUUCACCCUCACGCCUGAUUCAAUGUAUUCCUUUCAGACCGCCAUCUUCCCUCUUCUUCUGUUGGCAUUCUUGAUCAUCAUUGGUAAUACUGGAUUCCCUUGUAUGCUUCGCUUGAUGAUUUGGAUCUUGUCAAAAUUCGCACGUCAAGGAACUGCUCUCUGGGAAGAGCUGAAGUUCCUUUUGGAUCACCCUCGUCGAUGCUUUACUCUUCUCUUUCCGCGUAAUGCGACCUGGUGGCUUUUUGCGAUCCUUGUUGCAUUGAACGGAAUUGAUGUUAUAUUUUUCAUUAUUCUCGAUUUGAACGACUCCGCUGUCACACAGUUCGCACCAGGAAUUCGCGUCCUUGAUGGAUUCUUUCAAGCUGCCGCCACUCGAACUGCUGGAUUUGGAAUCAUCAGUCUUACUGAUCUCCAUCCCGCAAUCCAGGUGUCCUACCUUAUCAUGAUGUAUAUUUCCGUGUUCCCCAUCGCCAUUUCUAUGCGUCGCACCAACGUGUACGAAGAACGCAGUCUGGGCAUUUAUGGCAACGUCGACGAAGAUCACGAUGAGGAAAACCAGACCGCACCCAGUUACAUCGGAGCUCACUUGCGUCGUCAACUGAGUUUCGAUUUGUGGUAUGUUUUCCUCGGAGUGUUCAUCAUCGCCAUUGCCGAGGGUACCCGUCUCGAAAAUACAAGCGAAUACAACUUCCAAAUCUUCACCGUCUUGUUUGAAGUUGUCUCCGCCUACGGUACAGUCGGUUUAUCUUUCGGUUACCCUGGCGUUGAUACCUCCUUUUCGGGUCAGUUCAACGUGGUCUCGAAACUGGUGAUCAUUGCUAUGCAGAUCCGUGGACGUCACCGUGGUCUUCCUUACGCCCUGGAUCGUGCUGUCCUUCUACCCUCCGAUGCGCUGAACCGACACGAAGCGGAGGAUGAUGAGCGCCGCAUGCGCCGCCGUACCUCCAAUCUGAGCGGCGGCGCAUCUAUGGGCCGUCCAUCUCGUACUUUCUCUCGGUCUCGUGCAGAUGGUGUGGCUUCUGGUAUGGAAUCUCACGAUUGGCAGAAUCAGAACGGCGAAGCCCUCACGCAUCGUUCUGCGACAAUUCGCUCGAACAGGUAA